GAGCCUGGUUUUAGCACAGAUGUCAGUCUAGUUUUUGGCUGAAAUGCGACGAACAAAAUGGCUGGACACGCAGACGACCAUCGCAGCGCGUCGCUUCUGCUUUUUGGCGGGCGCGUCUCUGAAGUCGGGCCAUGGCGCGCGUGGCGCGCCCUAUCGGGGAUGGCCAGCCGGGGGGAGGGGUUCCGUUGCGUCAAGGCUUCCCGGCCUAUUUUGUGGCGCCGGCGCCAUCGGAAGCCGCGGAGGCGACCAAACUGUUCAUAACUCUGAGGGGCCGAGUGCCCGCGAUGGCGCAGCGCUAGCAGCGCUACCCGGAUAGACUUCGCGAACAGCCAUCGCCCGACAAUGCUACCCCGACGCGAGCCAGGAGUGGGCGGAAGCAAUGGCGCACCAGCUGCGCCGCGUCGCGUAGUACGUACCGAGAUGCGUGAGCUCGUGCGCAGUGCUCGUAGCCGCCGAGGAGCAAGUCAGGGUCCCAGCGCGAAGCGACACCGCCGGCCUCGUCCCGCGCGCCUUACUUUUGUUCCGCCUUGCCGCGCGCCUGUGUAGCUCCCCCCCAAACCUCCGCGCGCCCCCGGCGCCUUCCUUCGCGCGCGCCCCGGCCCGCCCCGCACUAUUUUGGACAGCCGCGACGCCAGCCCCUCGGCUCUAGCAGUUUUGGCCAUCUUCUCCUCGCCCUCCCCGGUGCCGUUGUCCGCGCCGAGCCGUUUCCGCGGAGGGGGGCGUUGGCGACAUACCCGCGCGGCGCGCUUCUUCCGCUCUGCAGCGAGCAGUGGGGGGGCGCAGCCAAGGGCGGCUCGUCCGUGCUAGGGGAUUGAACCUUAUCCGGGAUGAUUUUCGCGGGCGUGGGC
This is a messenger RNA of Amoebophrya sp. A120, 848 nucleotides long. NCBI's taxonomy places the organism in Eukaryota, Dinophyceae, Syndiniales, Amoebophryaceae. The record is from the annotation of a GenBank genome assembly.